AUGAAUAGUCGUCCUAAUUUAGGUUUUACUUAUAAUGAUAAUCACAAUUAUUUCGAUACCAAUGAGCUGAUAGAUGAAAUAAUGGAACUCGGUUCUCGUCUGAAUUUACCACAUUCUCUUAGAUUCACUCGAGAUCCUUUAGUUCAGACUCUGGCUACUAAUGCUUGGGGGUUAAGAUCAUCCAGCCGAUCUACUUUUGCAAAAGAUCCGAUUCCUCCGGAUUCUUCAAGUUUUAAUAACAAAGCCGCCAUGGAAAGUCAAAUUGAACUAAUGGAGGAAUUUCGCCAACAGGCUAAAAGAAAAAUGAAACGCAUUUCCGUGAAAGAGCGUAAUCGAAUAAUCGACAAUGUUCGUAGAUUCUCUCUCGAUGAGUUGCUACGACAACAUAUACGUGGUGAGUGUGAUCCCGAUACGGACUCAACUGCUGAAAUGGAGGAUGUUCAGAAGUCCCAAACGGAAGAUGAGCGAGGAACAAAGAGCAGCACCUCCAAGGAUGGGCUAGACUAUGAAGAAGAAGAGGAUGACGAUUUGAUGCGUCUAGUUCGUCGACAGAGGGAAGUCUACAGCGCCCGAGUAGCAGCGGGCCGUCCUAGUAUUCGACGAACAGCCGCUGCCGCCUCCGUUGUCACCACUACGACCACGAUCAAGACGCCAAUAGCGACUUCAUCAUUGACGCCAACUGAGCGUCAAUAUCGCAAACUAAUACGAAAACAUAUUGGCAAGGCUGCGAGGUUGAGAGCCACCAUCCGGCGGGAUAAAAUUAAUAUGGCUAGGAAAGUGGCAAUUAAUGUCAGUAAGGUAUUUGCGAAAAAGAAUUUACCGAAAAACGCCAAGGAUGUUGGAUAUCGCGUGAAUAGAUUACUUCGUGAUUUCGCAUUAUUUUGGUCAACUCGAAACGAUGGGAUUGCUAGUCACGUUCAAUUGACCGGUGGCCGUGACACCAACUCGAAGGGUGGAACAGGCGGUGCCGGAGGUGCCUCUACAGAGCCAGUUGAAUCUGCUGCAGCCUCUAGGCGUCGCGCUGAACGAGCUUUGGCUGAGCAACGUCGGGCCGACUUAGAGUUACUCGAAGCCCGUCGCCAACAACGCAAACUUAACUUUCUUCUCACUCAAACUGAGCUCUAUGCUCACUUUAUGGCAAAGACUAUGAACAAAGCAGGUGGGGAUGCGGAUACUGUGAAACAGGUUGACACUGGAGUGGAAUCCAUCCUCGAACGCCUUCAAGACGCUCCAAAGGUAACUACGAUAGCUACUGAUGAAGAGUCUGGUAAUCCCGAGCCAACUUUAGCCGAAGCUGCUAAAGCAGCUGCUGGCAGGCUUGGUGUCAAUAUGGAAGAUGAAUUCGAUACUGAGGCGCUAAAAGCUAGAGCCCUAUCUCGAGUUCAGAAGGCAAUCGAAAGGGAAAGUCAAGCUAAAUCAGAGUUUGGUGCAGGAGUCGAAAAACCCAUGGAAAUACCCGAAUUGGAUGUCUCGAAACCAUCAUCGUUAUUCAACGGCGAGCUGAAAAGUUAUCAGCUCAAAGGAUUGGCUUGGUUGGUCACUCUUUUUGACCAGGGUAUUAAUGGCAUCUUGGCAGACGAAAUGGGUCUAGGAAAAACAAUUCAGACUAUCGCAUUUUUGGGAUCGCUGGCUGAGCGCUAUAACCUCUGGGGUCCGUUCCUAAUUGUAACUCCAGCCUCAACUCUCCACAAUUGGACUCAAGAAUUCGCCAAAUUCAUGCCCGACUUUCGAAUAGUACCCUACUGGGGCGGUCCAGCUGAGCGCAAAAUACUUCGUCGUUUCUGGUCCCCCACUGCAGCUGGUAGCUAUGGUAACGGUGGCCUUCUGGGCACUCGUGACGCCGCUUUCCACGUUGUUGUCACUAGCUAUCAGUUUGUCCUGCAGGACUCCAAAUUCAUCAACAAAACCGCCUGGACUUAUAUUGUUUUAGAUGAAGCACAUGCUAUCAAGAGUACUUCAAGUCUUCGAUGGAAGAAUCUUCUUUCAUUCAAAUGCCGAAAUAGACUUCUUCUCACAGGAACUCCCAUUCAGAAUAGAAUGUGUGAACUUUGGGCUCUUCUGCAUUUUAUUAUGCCUGCUUUAUUUGACUCACAUGAUGAGUUUGCUGACUGGUUCUCGAAGGAUAUCGAAUCACAAGCUGCAGCGGAUUCUUCUGGCGGUGUUUCUGGAGCAGUGACUGAAUUAGAUGAGAAUCAACUCUCGAGACUUCGGUUAAUCCUCAAACCAUUUAUGUUGAGGCGAGUAAAAACUGAAGUGGAACAUGAAAUUACUGAAAAAACCGAAGUUCUUAUCUACUGUCCUUUGACACGACGCCAGACUGUGCUCUACGAUCGCUUAAAGAGUAAAAUCCGUAUCGAAGAUCUAAAUGCAGACGACAACUUUAGUACCUUUAACAUCAAUAAUGGCGGCCAACCUGAGUCGAACCGUCUAAUGAACUUGGUGAUGCAGUUGCGUAAAGUCUGCAAUCAUCCUGAACUCUUUGAUCGACGAGAUGUCCGGUUCUCUUGCACCUCUGUUCGACCGUUUGAGUCCUCCGGAGGCAAUUCGUUCUGGUGGAUCCCCAAACUCCUUUUUGAUGAGGGUCUCGUAUGUGGACAGACUUGGAGAUGUCUUCCAAGCUCCUAUGAUCUUGGAGCUUGUGUUGAUGAGAAGGCUGUUGUGAUUUACAAGUACUUUCUUCUGAAUAAAUCUCCACUUAAGAAGGGCUUGAUUGAAGCCUACCAGCCUCCCGAUCUUCCUAGUCGAGUAUUCGAAAUCACGGAGGAUGGAAAAGGAUUUGAGAUUGAAGGAGAAUGCCGAAUAUUGCCGUUGAAACAAUCGGCUGGCCAGGAAAGAAAAAUGGAAACUUCUGUCAGAUAUCCAGAAUCUGUAUAUUCUGUCUCUAUGUUACCGGCCUAUGUUCGUCCCCUACGGCUCUUUUGUACUCAACCGCAUAUCCUCCACGAAUCAGCCUCCAUGAACCCGAAACUCCUUUCUGUCCCCCUCCCCCCAUCCUGGAGUCAUGUUUCACCCGGUUAUCUAAUCGCCGACUCCGGCAAAUUGAAGGAACUUGAUCGGUUAUUGGCCAAACUUAAACCUGAAGGUCACCGGGUGCUUAUCUACUCGCAAAUGACGAAAAUGAUUGACCUCCUAGAAGAACUGAUGGUGUAUAGGAGUUAUGCCUAUCUGAGAUUGGAUGGUUCAUCUCGUCUUUGCGAUCGCCGUGAUAUGGUUGCACAGUGGCAAACUGACCCCCGUUGGUUUGUUUUCCUUCUCUCUACUCGUGCGGGUGGUUUGGGUAUCAAUCUCACCGCUGCCGAUACUGUCAUUUUCUACGAUUCCGAUUGGAACCCCACGGUGGAUCAACAAGCUAUGGAUAGAGCACAUCGACUUGGACAAUCUAAACCGAUUACAGUUUAUCGAUUGAUCUCAAAGAACACAGUGGAAGGCAGGAUGUUGCAGCGAGCGGAGGAGAAGAGAGCAAUGCAACGAAUGGUUAUUGCUGGAGACAAUCCAAAUAAAAACGCGCCCGCAGACGGUACAGAUUCCUUUAUUCGUCCGGCUGGAGAUGGUAACAAGAUGACUCAGUCGGAAAUGGUUUCUCUAUUAUUGGAUGACGAGGAAUUAGCCAAAAGGUUGGCUCAAAGGCGUCGCAAUCAGCAAAGCCGUGGCCGUCCAACGAUUAACAAGAAAAUCGAUCCCAAAUCAGUUUUCGCUACACCUACUGCUCGAAAAAGAGGUUCCGCAGUAAACGAUAGGCCCAAAGGGAGCCGCCCCAAGAAACCAAGAGUUGCCGAAUGA
Molecule: messenger RNA, 3780 nt
Organism: Rodentolepis nana
Lineage: Eukaryota; Metazoa; Platyhelminthes; Cestoda; Cyclophyllidea; Hymenolepididae
Source: the annotation of a GenBank genome assembly